Messenger RNA from Aspergillus vadensis CBS 113365, 2030 nucleotides. RefSeq lists its product as uncharacterized. NCBI's taxonomy places the organism in Eukaryota, Fungi, Ascomycota, Eurotiomycetes, Eurotiales, Aspergillaceae. The coding region runs from base 160 to 1809 and encodes 549 amino acids. The record is from RefSeq and is a predicted model, not a curated record. The transcript is spliced from 4 exons.
CCUCUCACCAGUCUUUCCUCCUCUUUUUCCUCUCGCUCUUGUUUGCUUUUCAGAUCGCCUGUGGCGUAUCGAUCUCUUUGUUUAAAUUUCAAUAAUUCCGUUCAACUCUCGUUCUUCUCGAUUCCCGUUUCUCGAAGAAACCGAAAUCAAUCAGUCAAAAUGGUUCGCUUCUACAGAGUCUCCGCUGCGACCCUUGUCACCGCCGCCACCGUCUCCGCCAUCCCCAUCCCAUGCCUCCUUCCCUUCCUCAGCGGCGCUGGUAGCCUCCUGGGAAGCUCCGGCCUGGGUGCCAGUCUCGGUCUCGGUGGCAGUGCCAGCGGCAGCGGCAGCGCCGACUUGGGCGCCAGCCUUGGUGGUAGCGGCAGCGGUAGUGGAAGUGCUGGUGCUGGUCUCGGUGCUGACCUCGGCGCCGGUCUGAGCGGCAGCGCUGGUCUGGGUGCCCUUCUGGGCGGUGGUGCCGGUGCCAGUGCUACCGGUGCUGCGGGUGCUGGUGCUUCGGGAGCUGCCGGUCUUGGUGGCUCCGCUGGCCUGGGUGGAUCUGCUGACCUGGGCGCUGAUCUGGGUGCCGGUCUUGGUCUGGGUGGAAGUGGCAGCGCUGGUGCUGGUCUUGGUGGCAGUGCUACUGGUGCUGCGGGUGCUGGUGCUUCGGGCUCUGCUGGCCUGGGCGCCGACCUUGGUGGAUCUGCCGGUCUUGGUGGCAGUGCUGGUCUCGGUGCUGGUCUGGGAGGAAGUGCUACAGGUGCCGCUGGUGCCGGUGCUUCUGGCUCUGCUGGCCUCGGUGGCUCUGCUGGCCUCGGUGGCUCUGCUGGUCUGGGUGGUAGCGCCGGCCUUGGUGCUGGCCUUGGAGGAAGUGCUACUGGUGCCGCUGGCGCUGGUGCUUCCGGUGCUGCUGGUCUCGGCGGUUCUGCCGGUCUUGGUGGCUCCGCCGGUCUGGGCGCUGGUCUCGGUGGCAGCGCUACUGGUUCUGCUGGUGCCGGUGCUUCGGGUGCCGCUGGUCUCGGUGCUGGUGCCGGUCUUGGAGGCAGUGCCACUGGUUCUCUCGGUGCCGGUGCCUCGGGCAGCGCCACCGGUUCUCUCGGUGCCGGUGCCUCGGGUGCUGCUGGCCUUGGUGGAUCUGCCGGCCUUGGUGGUAGCGCUACCGGUGCUGCUGGCGCUGGUGCCUCGGGUGCUGCUGGCCUUGGUGCUGGUGCCGGUCUUGGAGGAAGUGCUACCGGCUCUCUCGGUGCCGGUGCUUCCGGUGGUGCCGGUGCUGGUCUUUCUGGAUCUGGCUCGGCUGGUCUCUCUGGAUCUGGAUCUGCUGGUGUCGGUGCCAGCCCCAGCGGCAGUGUCGGCGCUGGCCUCGGUGCUUCCGGCGGUGCCUCGGGUGAUGUGAGCGGCAGCGGAUCUGGCUCUGCUUCUCUUGGUGCCGGAGCUUCUGGCAGCGGUGAUGACGAUACUGACGUCGGUGUUUCCCCCACGACUGCGGAAGCUCCCAGCGCCACCACCACUUGGGUCAGUGCCUCCACCAGCGUCUCUCUCGGUCCUUACGGCGGCGCCAGCGGUAGCAUCACGGCUGGAGGAUCCACGGGCGGCGACGACAGCGACGAUUCCGGUGCCGGAGCUGAUGCCGAUGCAGAUGCGGAUGCUAGCGCGGAUGCCGAUGCCAGCGCUGAUGCGGACGCCUCUGCCAACGCGGAUGCCGAUGCCUCUGCCAGCGGUAGCGGAAAUGCUGAUGCCAACGCUAGUGCUGGGGCCUCCGUUAGUGGUAGCGCUGAGGCCUCUGCUAGCGCUAAUGCGAAGGCUUCUGCGUCCCUAAACUUCUCUGCUUAAGGAGUUACGGCGUUGGUAUCGAUCGAUCGCUCUAAAGUGACACCACACUACCUUGAGCUUCCGGGAAUCGAUUGUUUCAAAAUCGUUUAGGUAUAUCUUAUGGGAUGGGAAUGGGUUCAAUGCUGUCAUUCGUUUCAUGAUUAUAUUGUCUAAUUAUUUGCGUCGUCCUUUGUGACGAAUUCAACUUACACUGAGAUUGAGAGGAUCCAGGCCAGUCUGUC